AUGAGCGGCCCCCCUCCGCCGCCUCCGCCUCAUGGCGGAGUGCCAAAGGGUUCUGGCUUGCCUCCAGGCAAAUACGAUAUCUUCGUCAUCCCUGAGCACUCAUCCGGAGGCGGUUUCUUAUACCUCCCGUCUAUGCAACCGAAUGUGAACAGUUUCGCUGCCGGAUUCGCCUCAGCCUUGAUACUCGUUGUGCUUGGUCAGACGCUCGCCCCCGUCUUCCGUACUUGGUGGGAAAGCUUCAAUGGAUUGAAUAAUGCGGCAAUGGGAAUGUUGGUCAUUGGUGUCGGCUUUGGAGCAUGGGCAUUGGGUCGGUUCCAGAAUCAGGAUAAAGGUUUCCCUGGGGCUCCUGGAGGCAGUGGUCCUGGUAGUUCUGGGCGUGGUGGUCAGGGAGGAGGAUGGAAUUCGGGUUUCUGGUCAUCAAAUUCAGCAGGAGCACCACCACCUCCUUCACCGCAUGGCACCCCUCCUCCGCCGCCUCCUCACCAUGAUACUCCUCCCAGGCCUCCACCUCAUGGCAGUGGUCCCAGAACAUCAUGGAACAGCGCGCCGCAGUCCGACUCUCCCCCUCCGCCUCCUCCUCACUCGGCACGGCAAUCACCUCGAAAUGAGUCCGAGCCGUUUCCUCAAGCUCGGCCUCCACCACCGCAUACGCCUCCCGAGACACCUCCACCGAAGCCCUCCAAAUCGAAGUCCAAGUCAAAACCUAAGCCACGGGAUCCCUCGCCUCCGCCGAAAUCUCGUCCCUCAAGUCCUCCUCCAAAGUCCAAGUCCAAGCCGGCGCCUGAUCCAGAGAAAGUCGCCAGAGCUGAAGCCGCAAAGGCCGAGGCAGCAAAAGCUGAGGCUGCAAGAAUCGAAGCUGCAAGAAUCGAAGCUGCAAAAGCCGAGGCCGCCAAGGCAGAAGCUGCCAAAGCUGCCAAAGCUGAAGCCGCAAGGAUUGAAGCUGCCAAAGCCGAGGCUGCUAGGAUUGAGGCCGCUAAAGCUGAAGCUGCCAGGAUAGAAGCUGAGAAGGCGGAAGCUGCAAGAAUUGAAGCCGAGAAGGCCGAGGCCGCAAGGAUCGAGGCCGAGAAGGCAGAAGCCGCGAGAAUCGAAGCUGCAAGAAUAGAGGCUGCAAGACUUGAAGCGGAAAAGGCAGAGGCUGCUAAGAGGACUUCAUGGGCAAAGGCUCGCGAAGAGAUGAGAAGGAAGGAAGAAGAACGCAGGGCGAAGGAAGCCGAACAAAAGCGACGAGAAGAAGCCGCCAAACGACUUGCUGAGUUGAGAGCAAAGGAUGCCAAGGAACGUCAAGAGAGAGAAAAGCAGCGUGAGCGUAAGGAACAGGAAGCCAGAGAGAGGAAAGAACGACUCGAGGCUGAGCAACGCGCCAAGGAGUUGGCGAUCAAAUUGGAGGAAGAGCGCAGAGAACGUGAGCGCUUGGAGAAGGAGGCCAAGGAAAUUCGCGAAAGAGAAGCACAACGGGAGAAGGAGGCUCGCGAGCUUGCAGAGAAGAAGAAGAAGGAAGCCGAAGAGCGCGAGGCCAGAAGAAAGAAGUUUGCUGCUGAACGAGAGGCUCUCAGGAAGAAGGAAGCCGAGGAGGCCAAACGACGAGAAGAACAGCAGAAGCAAAAGGAGAUGGAAAAGGCUGAGAAGGAGAGACUUGAGAAAGAGAAGGCUGAGAAGGAACAAGCUGAAAAGGAGAAGGCUGAGAGAGAACGAGCUGCAAGAGAGACUGCCUCCCGUCAACCAAGCAGUUACGCCUACUCGGGUGUUGGUGAGAAGACCAGCAUGUGGCCGAACGGUCGCCCGCCUGCUCCGAAGUCCACCACUUCGACAUCUACUGCUCCCAGACCUGCGCCCAGCACAGCUUCCACUCAACGCAAGCCUGCUCCUUCUGCCACUAGAUCCAAUGUUUCUGGCGUUAGCACCGAAAACUCAUAUCGACCUUACGACAAGCCAAAGCAGCCAAGGCAAAGAACCUCCAUGUCUUCUCUGGGCUCCGAAGAAUCUUGGGCCGCUUCUCAGACUACUGGUCGAACGACGCCGCCUCCUUCGAAUCGGACUGGCCCAUACUCUACCAAGGAUCCAGAAAAGAUUGUUAUCUCGGGUGUCUAUCUGUUCAUGAACCAGUUCUCCAAGACACCCGCCAGUCAGCUUAUCUCCGGUGUCGGAACGGUGACUGACGGACUGAUACUGCGCGUUACUACCGAAGGUCUUUUUAUUGAUGACGAUGUUCGAAGUGUACCUCAACGAGAAUGGGAUGUUAAGGCUUGGACGCUCAAACAAAUCGAGACUGGAGAGUGGAAAUCCCAGGGUCUGCACAUUGUGCGCGCCACAGUUCGAGACCAAGAAGGUAAACGAUACCUGUUCGUUAUCGAUGAAUCGGAAGCCUGGAAGAUUUCAAUCGCACUUCAACGUCUCCGACGCGGUACCCAAGUUCGACAGCUCGCUGUCAACAACAUGGCAGCAGCAGAUGCCCGAAGCACCCUCGAGAUGCUGGGAUGGGCUUGA
Fusarium coffeatum is the source of this 2484-nucleotide messenger RNA. RefSeq lists its product as uncharacterized. Bases 1 to 2484 code for a protein of 827 amino acids. The record is from RefSeq and is a predicted model, not a curated record. Gene Ontology annotation, biological process: chromatin remodeling. Gene Ontology annotation, molecular function: ATP-dependent H2AZ histone chaperone activity. Lineage: Eukaryota; Fungi; Ascomycota; Sordariomycetes; Hypocreales; Nectriaceae. Gene Ontology annotation, cellular component: Swr1 complex. The transcript has 2 exons.